Babjeviella inositovora NRRL Y-12698 is the source of this 300-nucleotide messenger RNA. RefSeq names its product transcription activator GCR1-like domain-containing protein. Gene Ontology annotation, biological process: positive regulation of ribosomal protein gene transcription by RNA polymerase II. Gene Ontology annotation, molecular function: RNA polymerase II cis-regulatory region sequence-specific DNA binding; DNA-binding transcription factor activity, RNA polymerase II-specific. NCBI's taxonomy places the organism in Eukaryota, Fungi, Ascomycota, Pichiomycetes, Serinales. The record is from RefSeq and is a predicted model, not a curated record. The transcript has a single exon. Bases 1 to 300 code for a protein of 99 amino acids.
AUGGACAGAGAGAUAGUCUCGGUGAUUGAUCUCUAUAGGGAGUGGUUCAUUCCCGGUGCGGAUGGUUUGUGUGUGGAAACCUUAGAGCGUGGCUCGAAGGCAUGGCGAAAGGGUCCCCAGAAUAAAACGUUUUUCUUGCGCCGGAAAGUGGUUAUCGAGGAAAUUGUGAAGGUCGCUCGUGAGACUGGUAAACCCCAGGUUGAGAUCGCUCAGAUGUUCGAGCGAGUCCGUUCGGAACGCAAUAUUGGCCUUGCAAAACUAGCCUCAGCGAUCAAGAAGGGGGAGAUUAAAGUGGUAUAA